AUGGAAGAUAGAGAAGAAAUUACUCUAGAUAAUGAAGGAGAGGCAAUUGGUCCUACUGAUGAAGCUGUAAAUAACUUGAGCAAAUUUUUUGGCACAGUGGCAAGGAAUUCAGAUUUUUGUCCAUUAAUUUACACAAAUUGGAAGGGGAUUAAAGAUAAAGAAGCCAUUUGGGAAUAUGUUCAAGCUAAGUUCAUUAUUCCAACUGAAGGAAAGAGGAUAGUCCUUGCUCGUAUCAAUGACAACUGGAGACGGUAUAAGACCACAAUCAAGCAAAAUCAUUUUCUGCCAUACAAAUGUGUUAAUGAAAUGCUGAAAAAUCGUCCUAAAAGCAUACCUGAGAGUCAUUUUCGCAAGUUGAUUGCUUAUUGGAGAACUGAAAAAGUUAAGGCUGCUUCUAAGGAAAAUAAUGAACCACCUACUCAAGCAGAAAUGUUUGUUGAGACUCGCCAAAGCACAAAGGGAAAAUCAUUGGAUGAAGACACUUUGGAUGUUAUUGCACAUUUGCAAGCUGAGAAUAAAAAGUCUAAAGAAUCAGCAAUUAGAGCUUUUCAAUCCAUAUUUGGCAAAGAGAAGGCAGGGAGAGUGCGAUGUCACGGAAGAGUUACCACACCAACUUUGUUGAAGAAAAAUGAAGAAAUUGCCACCCUUAAGCAGCAACAUGCAGUUGAGAAAGCAUCAUUAGAGGGUAAAGUUGAUGUGAUGCAAAAAGAAGUAGAUGAACUAAAAUCGCUUGUUAAGAUGAUGUUGCAACAAAAAAGUUCAGGAGUGGACCUUGAGAUGUUAGCUGCUCAACUAGGAAGCACUUUAGGCAAUCCGAACAAUGAUGCGCAUGAGGAGGAAAACUAUGUUGAAGGGGAAAUCGAACUUGGUUAA
Messenger RNA from Arachis stenosperma, 873 nucleotides. RefSeq lists its product as uncharacterized. The transcript is spliced from 5 exons. The record is from RefSeq and is a predicted model, not a curated record. NCBI's taxonomy places the organism in Eukaryota, Viridiplantae, Streptophyta, Magnoliopsida, Fabales, Fabaceae. The coding region runs from base 1 to 873 and encodes 290 amino acids.